Cydia pomonella (codling moth) is the source of this 1145-nucleotide messenger RNA. Its product is annotated as procathepsin L-like. Bases 20 to 1009 code for a protein of 329 amino acids. Gene Ontology annotation, molecular function: cysteine-type endopeptidase activity. Gene Ontology annotation, cellular component: lysosome. The transcript has 5 exons. The record is from RefSeq and is a predicted model, not a curated record. NCBI's taxonomy places the organism in Eukaryota, Metazoa, Arthropoda, Insecta, Lepidoptera, Tortricidae.
ACUUAAGUACUCGUUAACCAUGUACUAUCUGAACGUUUUACCGUUGUUUUUAUUUUUUAGCUUAACACUGGGCUCAUACCCACAGUAUGACCUGGAAAAGGCUCAUGAAUAUUUUGCCGAUUUUAUAAAAAAAUACGAAAGGAAAUACGAAAGCGCCGAAGAGUUCCGCAUGCGUUUUGAGAUAUUUAAGAAAACAUUGGUACAAAUUAACGAAUGGAACGCAAACAGUGAUUAUGAAAACAGUGGGUUUAUAAUCACUCAAUUUGCGGAUCUUGAAAACGUUCCACCAUGUUUUGAUCCAUCCCAAAUGAACAAUACAAUGCCAUUAACGGAGGUGAAAAGGGAAUUUAUCGUAAAUGCGCCAGACGAGAUUGACUACACCACUCAGGGGUUGGUAACAGAAGUAAAAGAUCAAAACCCUUGUGGAUCCUGCUACAUUUUUGCCGCUAUAGGAAAUAUUGAAGGCGUGCACGCCAAACAGAACCCAGGCCAACUAGUGUCAUUGUCAGAGCAGCAAAUUCUAGAUUGCAUGAGUGAAGCAACGUGUCAUGGUGGUUACUCCCUGAAUGUCAUAAAUUACGUAGCAAGUAGCCAAGGUUGCAUGUCCGAGGCAGAUUAUCCAUAUAUCGAAAAAACUAAAACGUCCUGUCGCUUUGAUGCUAAAAAAGUCAAAGCCAAAGUAAAUCCUGCUCAAACUUUUAAUACACCCGAUGAUGAGUCAUUAAAAGGAGCUCUCUCCCAGAAUGGCGCACCCCUUGCAGUUACGGUAGAAGCGACUGACUCGUUUACUCGUUGGCAAGGCGCGGACGUCUUUACCCCAAAGGAUUGCACUGGAGGUGGCGCCAAUCACGCAGUACUGUUGGUAGGGUAUGGCAAAGAUGCUAAUGGCGUAAGUUACUGGAAAUUCAAAAACUCUUGGGGUACAGGAGUGGGUGAUGGUGGCUAUUACAAAUUAAAUAUGCAGAACAACUGCAGCUUCGGCCGAGUUGCAACGUGCAGUGCUACGUAAAAUUGACUGUUUCGGCAUGAACUAUUCAUUUGUACAAAACUAUUGAUUGAUACUGAUGGUUCGGAUUAGUUUCUUGAAAAUUUUAAUAUAUUUAUGGAAUAUGUUUCUAAAUUUAAAAUAAACAUUUGGCCUUGUA